This is a messenger RNA of Durusdinium trenchii, 1689 nucleotides long. NCBI's taxonomy places the organism in Eukaryota, Dinophyceae, Suessiales, Symbiodiniaceae. The record is from the annotation of a GenBank genome assembly.
AUGGUCCCUCUGACUACCUGGCUGUCCAUCGCAGUCCUUCCUUGAAAAUCUCAACUGAUGACUCCUCUGGAACAUCCUGGAGCAGUGAAUCACCACUCCCCGGGCUCGAUCGACGCGUCGGAUCAACGCGACAGCGUCGCACGUCGAGUACCGCGGAGUACGCGGUGGAGCGGUCCACCGGACCGCUCCACCAUGACCGGAGUGUCGGUCCGCAGUGCAGUUGGGCUUUGCCGGUGGACCGGACACGACGUUCUGCAUGGGACGAAAAAAGGGGGCGUUGGGCGACCAAAAACGCGGAGGGCUGAGAUCCGGCUGGUCCUGGAUUUGGUGAAAUUGGAGGGCGCCGGUUUUCGUGGCCUCCAUACCAUUCCAUGCCUCAAAGAAGCCGGCAUGAGUCGCUUGAUGAACCACUUGCGUAGGAUCGCCGCCGCCGCACUGGGCCGCAGCGGCCUGGUGCGGCAGUUGCUCGAGGCCAAGGCGGACGUGGACGCCGCCAACCCCAGCGGAGCCACAGCGCUCAUCGCCGCGGCCUUCGCCGGUGACGUGGCCACCCUGGAGCUGCUGCUGGCGCAGUCGGCGUCGCUGGAGCGCAAGACGCGGAGCGGCGUGCGCGCGCUGCAGGCCGCGGUCGAAGGCAAUCAAUCCGAAGCCGUGGAGCUCUUGUUGUCCACGGGCGCCGAGCUGGAUGCUGCCGAUGCCGUGGGCGCCACCGCGCUGCACCGCUGUGCCACGGCGGGCCUCGCGCCGCUGGCGCAGCGGCUUUGCGCCGCGGGCGCCGCGGUGGACGCGGCCAGCGCGGAGGGCUUGACGCCGCUGAUGCUGGCGGCGAUGCGGGGGCAUAGUGACGUCAUGGCGGAACUGCUGGAGUUUGGCGCCGAGCUGGAACUGGAAGAUGCCAAAGGUGGCACGGCACUCUUCCAAGCAGCGAGCACAGAGGGCACCGAUGAAGAGACCGAGUUGGAGACGCAGACGUCGCAACCAACGGAGGCUUUGUUGCCUCCGAACGCGGAAGAUCCGGAGGACAAGGGGCUGCACCCGAUGUCAGUCUCCCGGAGAUGUACGGACUGGGGAUGGCACUUGCCCUUCUUGGUGAUGAUAGCAGGGUCAGUGUGGAUCACGCGCUACGCGCAACAGAACGCUAAGAUUGACAAUAUCUUCACGGCACCCGACUUUUUGGGCUACAAAUGCGGCCAGAAGUUUCGACCACAUGAGCCCUACCUCUACUUCUGCAUGGAACCGCCGCCCGUCCUCGACAGCAACGCCACGGACGAGGAGAUCGCCGAGAGCGCCGCAGCGCGACGCUUGAACGCGCGCUACCCCAUUUGUGUCAGCGAAUGCCCUAGCAGCUCCAAUACCUCAAGCCGUUGCUUCGUGAAGGAGACCUCCAACAACUUGAUCAGCCAAUUGAGGGAGGAUGCCCUGAAUUUCUUCGCUUGGCAAGAGGUCGAGGACUACCCGUCCUGGCCCGCCGCAGACCUCGUGUGCCGCCCUGAUCCGGACGUGGCACCUCAGCUCUUUGAACACUGGGAGGCCGCCAUUCUGACCACGCCGCAGAACGUCCGGUUGCUUUUAUACUUGGCCCACUGGAAGAUCGCACUGUACCCUAUCACUUUGUCUGCUCUUUUCUCGCUGAUGCUUGGCAAAGCACACAUUUUUGGAAGCAGCGACCAAAGCCACACUGUGAUAUGA